Messenger RNA from Cylindrotheca closterium, 1398 nucleotides. The record is from the annotation of a GenBank genome assembly. Lineage: Eukaryota; Bacillariophyta; Bacillariophyceae; Bacillariales; Bacillariaceae.
AUGAAGCUCUCAAUUGCUUUUGCAGUAUUGGCGUCAACUUGCACGGUUCGCGCCUUCCAACAACCUGCCUCACCUACCAGAAAGAUCACAAGUCUCAACACAAUUGCUUUGAAUCCAUUCGGAAACAACAAAGUCGCACCGCCACAGCCAGAAGAACCGGAGAAGAAAGAUGAGUCGUCGUUUGACAUGACUGGGAUUGCAGUCUCCGGUUUGAAUGGAAAAGUAUUACAAGUAAAGCCUGAGGAUUUCCCCGAGCAAAUGGCAUUGCGUGCCGUCAUCCCAAACGAUUGUUUCGAAAUAGACACAGCGACCUCAUUGGGAUACUUGAGUGUUUCAGUGGUCGGCACAGCUAUUUGCAGUGCUAUUGGCGUUGCCAUGCUUGGAUUUCUUCCACCUGAAAACGUUUUUACUUGGCCAAUCUGGACCGCCUAUUCCGCCGUCACUGGUACUGUUGCUAUGGGACUCUGGGUUUUGGCACACGAAUGUGGUCACGGUGCUUUUUCCAAAAAUAAGACGAUCCAAGACACUGUCGGCUACGUUCUUCACAGUUUGUUUUUAGUUCCUUACUAUUCUUGGCAAAGAUCACAUGCCGUCCACCACCGAUACACAAAUCACAUGGAACUUGGAGAAACGCACGUUCCAGAAGCUGUGGGCUCGACAAGUGAGGGAUCAAUUGGUAUCCGAUCCAAGUUGAUGGAGACAUUUGGACGAACUGCUGGAAUCAGAAUGUGGGGAGUGCUGCAAGGAUUUUUGCAUUUGGUUGUCGGAUGGCCCGCUUACUUGUUGAUUGGUGCUACUGGAGGGCCUGAUCGCGGACUUACUAACCACUACUGGCCUGACCCAUUGACCGAACCUAACCAACCAAAGAAGGAGCUCUUCCCUGGCAAGUGGAAGGAAAAGGUUUUCAAGUCUGACAUCGGAGUUGCAUUUGUUGCGGCAUCUGCAAUUGCGUGGGCCGCAUGUAAUGGCAUUCCUCAAAUGAUGGCCCUUUACGGUGGACCUCUGAUUGUUGUCAACGCAUGGUUGGUCUUGUACACUUGGCUUCAACAUACAGAUGUCGAUGUUCCUCACUUUUCUGAUGAAGAUCACAACUUUGUCAAGGGUGCCUUGCACACCAUCGAUCGCCCAUACGACAAAUUGGACCCGUUUGGAGCCAUCAACUUCUUGCACCACAACAUUGGAACAACCCAUGUUGCCCACCACUUCGAUUCUUCGAUCCCUCACUACAACGCACAGAAGGCCACUGAUGCCAUCAAAGAGGCAUACCCAGAUUUGUAUUUCUAUGAUCCAACCCCAAUCCCAGAAGCUGUCUGGCGUAUUUGCAAGGGGUGCUCAUCCGUCGAGAAGCGUGAUGACAAAUGGGUCUGGAACAACGAGGGUGUUGAAGACUUGCUCUAA